Messenger RNA from Haliotis rubra (blacklip abalone), 897 nucleotides. RefSeq lists its product as uncharacterized. The transcript is spliced from 8 exons. The coding region runs from base 16 to 747 and encodes 243 amino acids. The record is from RefSeq and is a predicted model, not a curated record. Lineage: Eukaryota; Metazoa; Mollusca; Gastropoda; Lepetellida; Haliotidae.
CCGUUUGAAUGAUCAAUGAUGCUGAAGCUGAUCGUUGCGUCUCUCCUGGUGUUCCUUCCAGUGGCCUGGUCCACGACUUGCACUGACUGCAAGACAGAGUAUGGCACAGCCAAGACUAAUGCGAGCUCAGACAACACUGUAAAAUGCACUGUCCUCAGCUCCUACCUGACUUGUCUCGGGACCUCAGCUAAAGGUGAUGCCGGUUGUCCACUACCAACUGAUGACGCAGCCGCAAUCGAAACAGAUUACACGAACGCCAGUUGCUCGUCCACUGACACCUGUGUCUGUCAGAAGACGUUCUGGGCGACUGCUCAAGCCGAUGACGCUGCUACCUGCAUGGCGUACAAGGCAGAACUCAACUGCCUCAGCUCAGCAAAGACACCUACUGGCUGCAACGGUACAACUACGAAAAGCGCUAUCGCCACGACAGCCGAGACAGCACGCGCCUCUCUGACCAAUGCUUCAGCCGAUAUGUGUCCAGCUCCGACCAGUACUUGCCAGUGUGAGAUUGACGCUGCCAAGGGCGACAACAGCGACAGUACCAAAUACUGCAAUGUCCUGACAACCCUGAGAACUUGCCUGUCCCUCAUCACAAACACCACAGAGCCCGGAUGUACCGCUGUAACCCAUGCCGCACUAGUCACCAGCACAGGCACCAAGUACACGUCCGCUCAGUGUGCUGCAGACCACGUGACCUUUGUGAUGACGUCACUGGUGCUCUCGCUGUUGGCCACUGUGUUUCUGUAGUGACCUCAACCCGUCGUGUGUGAAGUCGACAAUGUCGCCCAUCUUCGCUAGUUGUUCUUAAAGGUCUGCACACUCAGCAGAAUCUAUCAUAUGCAAUCUUAUAUCUUAAUACUUAUAUCUUAAUACUAAUAUCUUAAUACUUAUAUCUUA